CCGCGGAGUCUUCGCCCGUUCCCCGGGCUCUGGCCUGGCAGGAUGGCCGAGGAAAGGGCCGUGGCGGUGUGUGUGCGGGUCCGGCCGCUCAACAGCAGAGAAGAAGCUCUUGGAGAAGAUACUCAAGCUUACUGGAAAACUGACAAUAAUGCUAUUUAUCAAGUUGAUGGGAGUAAAUCCUUCAGUUUUGAUCGUGUCUUUCAUAGUAAUGAAACUACUAAAAAUGUGUAUGAAGAAAUAGCAGUACCAAUCAUAGAUUCUGCCAUACAAGGCUACAAUGGUACUAUUUUUGCCUAUGGGCAGACUGCUUCAGGAAAAACAUACACUAUGAUGGGUUCAGAAGAUUAUUUGGGAGUUAUACCCAGAGCAAUUCAUGACAUUUUCCAGAAAAUUAAGAAGUUUCCUGAUAGGGAAUUUCUCUUACGUGUGUCUUACAUGGAAAUAUACAAUGAAACCAUUACAGACUUACUCUGUGACACUCAAAAAAUGAAGCCUUUAAUAAUUCGGGAAGACUUCAAUAGGAAUGUGUAUGUGGCUGAUCUCACAGAAGAAGUUGUUUAUACAUCCGAAAUGGUUUUGAAGUGGAUCACAAAGGGAGAAAAGAACAGACAUUAUGGAAUUACAAAAAUGAAUCAAAGAAGCAGUCGUUCUCAUACCAUUUUUAGGAUGAUUUUGGAAAGUAGAGAGAAAGGUGAACCUUCUAAUUGUGAAGGAUCUGUCAAGGUGUCCCAUUUGAAUUUGGUUGAUCUUGCAGGCAGUGAAAGAGCUGCUCAAACUGGCACUGAAGGUAUGCGGCUUAAAGAAGGCUGUAAUAUAAAUCGAAGCUUAUUUAUAUUGGGACAAGUGAUCAAGAAACUUAGUGAUGGACAAGUUGGUGGUUUCAUAAAUUAUCGAGAUAGCAAAUUAACACGAAUUCUUCAGAAUUCAUUGGGAGGAAAUGCAAAAACCCGUAUUAUCUGCACAAUUACUCCAGUGUCUUUUGAUGAAACUCUUACUACUCUGCAGUUUGCCAGCACUGCUAAAUAUAUGAAGAAUACUCCUUAUGUUAAUGAGGUAUCAAGUGAUGAAGCUCUCCUGAAAAGGUAUAGGAAAGAAAUAACGGAUCUUAAAAAACAAUUAGAGGAGGUUUCUUUAGAGACUCGGGCCCAGGCAAUGGAAAAAGACCAAUUGGCCCAACUUUUGGAAGAAAAAGAUUUGCUUCAAAAAGUACAGAUUGAGAAAAUUCAAAACUUGACACGAAUGCUGGUGACGUCUUCUUCCCUCACAUCACAACAGGAAUUAAAGGCCAAAAGAAAACGAAGAGUCACUUGGUGCCCUGGCAAAAUUAACAAAAUGAAAACCUCAAACUAUGUAAAUGAAUUUGAUGUGCCCUCGAAUAUAACAACAAAAAUGCAUAAGACAGUAGGAGAAAUUGAUGAAUCUCUCUGUUCAGAGUCUGAUGUUUUCAGUAAUACUCUUGAUACGUUAACUGAGAUAGAGUGGAAUCCAGCAACAAAGCUACUAAGUCAGGAAAAUUUAGAAAGUGAGUUGAAUGCACUUCGUGCUAACUAUGAUAAUCUGGUAUUAGACUAUGAACAACUAAGAAGAGAAAAUGCAGAAAUGGAAUUGAAAUUAAAAGAAAAGAAUGAUUUGGAUGAAUUUGAGGCUCUAGAAAGAAAAACAGAAAAAGAUCAAGAGAUGCAACUAAUACAUGAAAUUUCCAACUUAAAGAAUUUAGUUAAGCAUGCAGAAGUGUAUAAUCAAGAUCUUGAGAAUGAAUUAAGUUCAAAAGUAGAGUUGCUUAACAAAAAGGAAGACCAGAUUAAGAAGCUACAGAAACACCUAGACUCUCAGAAGUCAGAAAAUAUGAAAGUGGACUUGUGCUCAUUGGAAAACACUGAAGACUUCAAACAAAUAAAACAGACUCUGCUUGAUACUGAAACUGUAAUUCUUGAUGCCAAGAAAGAAUCAGCCUUUCUUAGAAGUGAAAAUCAGGAGCUGAAAGAGAAAAUGGAAGAACUUGCAAGUACAUGCAAGCAAAUGAAAAAUGAUAUUCAGUUAUAUCAAAACCAGUUGGAGACCAAAAAAAAAAUGCAAGUUGAUCUGGAGAAAGAAUUACAAUCCUCUUUUAAUGAAAUAACAAAACUCACCUCUCUUAUAGAUGGCAAAGUUCCAAAAGAUUUUCUCUGUAAUUUGGAAUUGGAAAGAAAGAUUACUGAUCUCCAGAAAGAGCUGAAUAAAGAAGUCGAAGAAAAUGAAGCUUUACGUAAAGAAGUUAAUUUGCUCUCAGAAUUGAAAUGUUUACCCUUAGAAGUAGAAAUGCUGAGGAAAGAGAUACAUGAUAAAUCUGAAGAGCUCUGUAUAAUAACAUCAGAAAAAGAUCAAUUAUUUUCUGAAGUAGUUCAUAAGAAGAAUAGAAUUCAAGAUUUACUUGAAGAAAUUGGGAAAACUAAAAACGAACUAGCAACUAUGCAUUUGAAUUAUGAAAGUGCUAAUCAAGAAAUCCAAGAUUUUAAAAAUCAACAUACUGAAUUUGAGCAGAAGUAUAAGAUGGCCCUUGAGGAGAAUGCAAGAAUGAACCAGGAAAUAGGAAAUCUCUCUAAAGCUCAAAAACUUGGUUUAAGCUUGGAUGCUUUGCACACAGAGCUUUCUCACAAAACCGAAGAACUUAAGCAGAAAACAACUGAGAGUCAAGAAAGAUUAAAUGAAGUGGAAGAGCUGAAGGAACAAUUAGAAAGUAGAGAUUCUAGGCUACAAACCAUAGAAAGGGAGAAAACAGUGAUUACUGCGAAACUUCAACAAACCUUAGUUGAAGUAAGAACCUUAACCCAAGAAAAAGGUGACCUAACACAACUCCAGGAGAACCUACAAACCGAGAGGGACCAACUCAGAAGGGACAUUCAGGACACUGUAAAUAUGAACAUAGAUACCCAAGAACAAUUACGAACUGCUCUUGAGUCUUUGAAACAAUACCAAGAAACAAUUGACACACUAAAAAUGAAAAUUUCUGAGGAAAGUUCCAUGAAUUUGCAUACAGAGGAAACCUUAGGAGAAAAUAAGGAUGAAUUUCAGGAAAAGAUGGUUGACGUAGAUAAAAAACAGAAUUUGGAAGCCAAAAGAACCCAAUUGUUGAUUGCAAAUGUUGAGGAUAAUGAACUAGUUGAGGAACAGAAGAAGAUAAUUUCUUUAAUACAGGAGAAAAAUGAACUGCAAGAAAUGCUAGAGACUGUCACAGCAGAAAAGGAGCAACUAAAGACUGACCUAAUGGAAAACAUUGAAAUGACCAUUGAAAACCAGGAAGAAUUAAGAAUUCUUGGUGAUGAACUUAAAAAGCAGCAAGAGAUAGUUGCCCAAGGAAAGAACCUUACCAGAAAAAAAGAGGAGGAGCUUUCUAGGACCUGUGAGAAACUGGCAGAAGUUGAAGAAAAGCUAAAGGAAAAGAGCCAACAACUCCAAGAGAAAGAGCUACAACUUCUUAGUGUACAUGAAGAGAUGAGUGAGAUGCAGAAAAAGAUGAAUGAAAUGGAGAAUUUAAAGAAUGAAUUGAGAAACCAAGAAUUAACAUUGGAACAAAUAGAAAUGGAGAGGCUAGAUUUGGCCCAGAAACUUCAUGAAAAUUAUGAGGAAAUGAAAUCCAUAACCAAAGAAAGAAAUGACCUAAAAGAAUUACAGGGGUCAUUUGAAAUAGAGAUAAAUAAACUUAAAAGAUACAUAAGAGAAAUUGAAGUUACAGGUCUAGAAACAAAAAAAGAGCUAAAAAUUGCUCACUUGCAUCUAAAAGAACACCAAGAAAUUAUUGAUGAACUAAAAAAAGACAUUUCUGAGAAGACAGCUCAAAUAAUAAAUAUUCAGAAGGACUUAGAAAAACCCAAUAUUGAGAUACAGGAAAAGAUCCCAGUGCUUCAUGAGGGACAGGAGCCACUUGUUAAUGUAACAGAAGUCAGCGAUACUCAGGAAACACUGUGUGAACCGGAGCUAUUAGAAAAACAAUCCAAAACCAAGGAAUCAGCAUCAGCAAACAUAGAAACAGAGAGGCUCAGGCUGACUGAAAACCUUCAGGAAAGUCGUGGAGAAAUGAAAUCUCUAGCUAAGGAAGGAGACAACCAUAAAGUGAUAAAAGGAGCACUUCAAGUUGAAUGUGACCUGCUGAAAGAAGACAUUAAAGAAACUUCGGAUAAAAUCCAAGAGGCUGAAAACAAGCAAGAACAGUCAUUCAGUAUGAAAGAAAAAGACAAAGAGACUGAGAAAAUAAUGAGUGAGGGGGCACAAUUGAAGGGGCAGCUCAAAGCCCAAGAGGCAUCUCUGCUAGGACUGGGGAUGGAGGAGCUCAAGCUGUCUGGAAGGCUUCAGGAAAGUCAUGGUGAAGUGGAGUUUGCAGCUGAAGAGGGAGAUGGCCUACGGAGGCUACAUGUUCUUCAGUCUGGGAGCAACCAACUCCAAGAAGGCACGUCAGGAAUCACAGCUAACCACCUAGAAACUGAAGAGGAACUUAAAGUUGCUUGCUGUCAAGAAGAACAAGAAGAAACUAUUCGUAAGCUGAGAGUGAACCUUUCAGAGAGGCAAGCUGAACUACCAGGCUUUCAAAAGGAACUAGAAAUAACCAAUGAUGAAUUACAGAAUAAGGACCUGGAAAAACAACAGGAACUAAAAAUUGCUCACAUACAUCUGAAAGAACACCAAGAAACUAUUGAUAAACUCAGAGAAAUUGUUUCAGAGAAAACAGAUGAAAUAUCAAAUAUGCAAACAGAUUUAGGAAACACAAAUACUGCCUUAAAAGCACAGAUCCAAGAACUUAAGGAGAAAGAACAUCAACUUCUUAAGGUAAAAAAUGAUCUCAGGGAAAAUAUGUAUCAAACAGAGCAACUGAAGAAGCAAUUACAGGCCCAGAAUUCAAUCCUGGAAACUGUAGAAACAGAGAAGUUAAGAUUGGCUCAGAAACUUCAUGAAAAUCUUGAAGAAAUAAAAUUUGUUACUGAGGAAAGAGAUGGCCUAAGAAGAAUGGAGGAAACCAUCAAAAUGGAGCAAGACCAGCUGAAAGAAUGCCUCAGAGAAACCAAAGCUAAAGAUCUGGAAAAACAAGAGAAUCUAAGAAUUGCACACUUACAUCUAAAAGAGCACCAGGAAAUUAUCGAUAAACUCAAAGAAAUUAUUUCUGAGAAGAAAGAUGAAAUAGCAAAUAUGCAAAUGGAUUUAGAAAAUUCAAAUGCUAAAUUACAAGAAAAGAUCCAAGAACUUAAGGCAAGUGAGCAUCAAGUUUUCAAGUUAAAAGAGGAUGUUGGUGAGGCACAGAAAAAAAUGUCUGAAGUAGAGCGAUUGAAGAAACAACUGAAGGCCCAAAGUUUAACUCUGGAUAAAAUAGAAAUGGAGAACUUAAAUUUGGCUCAGAAACUUCAUGAAAACCUUGAAGAAUUGAAAUCUGUAAUGGAAGAGAGAGAUAAUCUCAGAAGAGUAGAAGAGACUCUCAGGCUGGAGAGAGACCGACUCAAGGCAAACCUGCAAGCAGCCGUAGCCAGGGAUCUGGAAACACAACAGGAACUAAAAAUUGCUCAUGUGCAUUUGAAAGAACACCAAGAAACUAUUGAUAGAUUCAGAGAGAAGGUUUCACAAAAGACAACUGAGAUUUCAAAUAUUCAAAAGGAUUUAAAUAAAUCAAAAGAUGAAUUACAGGAAAAGAUCCAAGAACUUCAGAAAAAAGAGCUUCAACUUCUUAAAAUGAAAGAAGAUGUCAAUAAAAGUCAUAAAAAAAUGCAUGACAUGGAACAAUUGAAGCAGCAAUUUGAGGCCCAAAAUUUAUCUAUGCAAAGUGCGGAAGUGGAGAACUUUUACUUGACUAAGAAACUUCAUGAUAGCCUUGAAGAAAUAAGAAUUUUAGCAAAAGAAAGUGAUGAGCUAAGGAGGAUAAAAGAGUCUCUCAAAAUGGAAAGAGACCAAUUCAGAGAAACCUUAAGAGAAAUGAUAGCUAGAGACCAACAGAGCCACAAAGAGGUAACAAAAUAUAAAAAAAAAUUACUAUGUGAUGAAAAACACCACCUUCAAGAAAGCCUUAGAGAAAAGUGCUUUAGGAUACAAGAGCUGCUGAAGAGAUACGCAGAGAUGGAUAAUAGUUACGAAUGCUUAAAUAAACUAUCCUUUGACUUGGAGAAGGAAAUUGAAACCCAAAAAGAGCUUUCAAUUAGAAUAAAAACAAACCUUUCACUUCCAUAUCCACAAGCCAAACAGAUUCAAAAACUUCUCAGUGCAAACCAAAGAUGUUCCAUGGAAUUCCACAGAGUCAUGCAGAAACUUAAGUAUGUGUUAAACCAUGUUACAAAGAUAAAGGAAGAACAACAUGGAUCCAUCAAUAAAUUUGAAAUGGUUUUUGUUGACGAAGUGGAAAAGCAAAAUGAACUGCUAAUAAAAAUACAACACCUUCAACAAGAUUGUGAUGUACCAUCCAGCGAAUUAAGGGACCUCAAACUAAGCCAACGUAUGGAUCUACAUAUUGCGGAAAUUCUCAAAGAUUUUUCAGAAAGUGACUUCCGCAGCAUAAAGAAUGAAUUUCAAGAAGUACUGAGUAAUAGGAAAGAAAUGACCCAGUUUUUGGAAGAGUGGUUAAAUACUCACUUUGAUACAGAAAAGCUUAAAAAUGGCGUCCAGAAAGAAAACGAUAGGAUUUGUCAAGUGAAUAACUUCUAUAACAACAAAAUAAUCGCUAUAAUGAAUGAAUCGACAGAGUUUGAGGAAAGAAAUGCUACCACAGCCAAAGAAUGGGAACAUGACCUAAAAUCAGUAAAAGAGAAAAAUGAAAACCUAUUUAAAAACUACCAAAUGUUGAAGAUCCCCCCAACAUCUGAUGUCCUUGUGAAUCCUACUACACCAGAUAAUAAGAAUCUUCAUGUUACAUCAAGAGCUACACAAUUGACCACAGAGAGAAUUCAAGAGCUUGAAACUUUACUACAGGAAGCUAAAGAAAGUGCUGUGCAUAAGGAAGGCAAGAUUAAAAAGAUGCACAAAGAACUUGAGAUGACUAAUGAUAUAAUAGCAAAACUUCAAGCACAAGUCAAUGAAUCAAAUAAAUGCCUUGAGGAAACAAAAGAAACCAUCCAAAUACUUCAGAACAAAGCUGCUUUAGGAGCUAAGCCUUAUAAAGAAGAAAUUGAAGAUCUCAAAAUGAAGCUGGUGAAAGUAGACCUAGAGAAGAUUAAAAAUGCCAAGGAGUUUGAGAAGGAAAUUACUUCUACAAAAGCCACUGUAGAAAAUCAAAAAGAAGUUAUAAGGUUAUUGAGAGAAAAUCUUAGGAGAAGUCAGCAGGCCCAAGAUACCUCAAUGGUAUCACAACAUACUGAUUCUCAGCCUUCACAUAAACCCUUAACCUGUGGGGGUGGCAGCGGCAUUGUACAAAGCACAAAAGCUCUUAUUUUGAAAAGUGAAUAUAUACGGCUAGAAAAGGAAAUUUCUAAGUUAAAGCAGCAAAAUGAACAGCUAAUAAAGGAAAAGAAUGAUCUAUUAAGCAAUAAUCAUCAUCUUUCCAAUGAGGUCCAAAUGUGGAAGGAGAGAACCCUUAAAAGAGAGGCUUACAAAGAAGUAACUUCUGAGAAUUCUCCAAAGUCUCCUAAAGUGACUGGAACAGCUUCUAAAAAGAGACAAUAUGAGUCUUCUCAAUGCAAAGAAUGGAAUUUACAAGACCCUGUACCAAAGGAGUCACCAAAAUCUUGGUUUUUUGAUAGCCGAUCAAAGUCCUUACCAGCGCCUCAUCCAGUUCGCUAUUUUGAUAACUCAGGUUUAGGCCUUUGCCCAGAAGAACAAACUGCUGGAGCAGAGAGUGUGGCUGCUCAGCCCAGUCCUUGGUAUACCUCCUCCACAAAAGAUGUGCCUGAAUGCAAGACUCAGUAGACUUCUCUUCUAUUGUUCUUCCUGGGGCCCAGCAUUCCUUGUUUGGAAAUUUACCGUGUUGAUUACUCUGUGUGUGUCUAUCCCUGGCAAUGAUGUCACAGCCCAACUUAAUUUCAGUUCAGUUUUCACUUUGCCACUAGAAUUGGAAGAUGAAGGAAAAAGAGAUUAAUACAUUCCAGUAACUUAGAGUGGUGAUAGCAACACCUUAUUCAUGAAUGCAUUAAUACCUUAGAAGUUGAAUUAUUUUAUUUAUUUAUACAUUUUAUAAAAAAUUAAAAGUUAUUGAAGGAAAUUCCAGUCUUUCCAUGUAUACAUAAAAUGUAUACAUUAGUGUUAAUGUAAAGUUAUUCACAUAUCUAACUUAGAUAAUUCCAAAGCAUAAUACAUAAAUUAAUAUAAACUAUCAUUUAAUUAAUGAAAUUAUACAAUAUUUAGUACCUCAAACAUUCAAUAAAUGUUUAAAUAGUAGUUGUGAAUCACAACUCUGUGCAUCUUAGUUAUGGUUUCUUGGUGGGGUGCUCGGAGUAUAUUUGGCUCUCCUCUCAUGUUUGUUGGCUUUCAGAAUUUGCUAUGAAAAUAUACACAUUUUCUGGAUUUAUGUUGAGAGAGAGCAAGUGCUGUGACCACUUUGCUUCCUAGUCUUAAUAACUACAAAAGUUACUUCUCACGUUUCUGUCAUCCACCCACCCCACUCCCUAUACAAGCACUGUAAGUUGGUUGGUUUAGACUUUUUCCUCCAUUGCACUUCACUCCCAGCUGGAAGGACCUCAUAGAUUAUUUAUUUAUUCUAUCCUUUAUUUUAAACAUGAGGAAACAGCCAAGAGUUCCUAUGAAAGUGAAGUUUUCUAAACCUGGGGUUCCUGCAGAUAACUAGGCAUCUAUGGAUGGGCUUCAUGUAUUCUGUGAAACCUCUGAAAUUUUAUGCUAAAUUUUGUGUGCAGGUUCAUUUUUCCAGGAUACUUGGGUCCAUGCUUGCUUGCAUCAUAUUUUCAGAGGAAUCUGUGGCCCUAGAAGAGGUUAAGAACAGUGGUGUAGAGACUAUCCAGUAUUACUGUUAUAUUAUAUCUCUUGAAAAAGCACAUAAAAGAGCAAGUUGCAUAAGGUUUACAACAGUGUUAGAUUUCCAGGCAUUCCCUGGUAAGAAGAUUCGUUCAAAGGCACAGAUUAUUAUUUGCAUCAUAGCUAUCAUUUUGAAGUCUGUGGAUUGGGUAUUUUCUCUUACCUUAAUAUACUGUCACAGGAACUCACUAGAGCUAAGGGGAAAGUGGCCCUUACUAUAAUCCUCUCCUCCAAGCCUGUCCCUUGAGAGUCAUUUCUCCUUUCCACCCUUACCCAAACGAAACACUGUAACAGAGCCGCAGGUUUGAUUCUUUACAAUGUCAGCUCCUCCACUGAAUAAAACUAAUGGAAGGUAGUGAGUUCACCUGGAUGAUAAAACUAAGGCCAUUAAAAAUAUAAUCAGUCUGCAAUGUAUAUCCAAUCCAGUAGAAUGUUGCUUAAAUACUGAAUUUGGAGGUCCAUUUCCUUCCUCAGAUUUGGGAAGUUUAUUUCUUCAAAUAAAAUGUCCCUUUCUCUCUUCUUCUGGGAGUCCCAUGGUGCAUAUAUUUGUCCACUUGCUGAUGUUCCAUAAGGAGGCUUGCUUCACUUUUUGUAUCCUUUUUUCUUUUUGCUUGUCUAACUGGAUAAUUUCAAAUGACCCUUCGUC
Manis pentadactyla (Chinese pangolin) is the source of this 9556-nucleotide messenger RNA. It is a transcript of the gene CENPE, whose product is annotated as centromere protein E. Gene Ontology annotation, cellular component: microtubule. The coding region runs from base 43 to 7851 and encodes 2602 amino acids. Gene Ontology annotation, molecular function: ATP binding; plus-end-directed microtubule motor activity; microtubule binding. The record is from RefSeq and is a predicted model, not a curated record. The transcript is spliced from 48 exons. Lineage: Eukaryota; Metazoa; Chordata; Mammalia; Pholidota; Manidae. Gene Ontology annotation, biological process: microtubule-based movement; mitotic cell cycle.